AUGGUUACACUAACUUCUUCCCGCUUUGUGGGAUUGAAAAUUGAAGACGAUGAAGAUGAGUAUCGAAAACCGAAGCAAAAAUCGAAACCGGCCGCAUCGGGUGCCAAGCAACAGCAGCAAUCGGUAAAAAAUGGUGUCGCUGGUUCCAAACAAACGGCCCAACAGCAGCAAAAGAAACAGAAACCGAAAGCACCGAAGAACAAAACACUGAACGAGGCGGAUCAAAAAGAGCAAUGGUCCCAGUGGCAGCAAAAGGAUUCGGAGCUGCUGGAAAAGAGCUACAUGACCGAUCUCGAACAGGCCCUGUUGCAGUCGAAGCUGGACUUUGAGGCGAACAAAACUAGGUACGAGGAAGCGGAAAAGACCGAAGCCUACAAGCAGCAGCUCGCGGGCAAAUCGAAGAAGGCGAAAACUUUUUCGCUGCACGAGUUCCAGGAGAAGGUCGAGAAGGGCAUAAAGCAAAAGGAGCAGCAACGACAGCGACGGCAGGCCGAAGAGGAGUACAACAAAAGCUACACCUUUUUCGAACAAAUCAUCAACAAAGAACAGAUGAAGGAACUGUUUCAAACCAAAGCCCUUUCGGGCGUUACCAAGAACGGUAAGGAGGCAUUUUCACCCGUUCGCAACCGGUUGAAGUCAAGACAAAUGGCAAUGGCUCCAUUCGACGGCUGGUAG
Messenger RNA from Anopheles cruzii, 675 nucleotides. Its product is annotated as G kinase-anchoring protein 1-like. Gene Ontology annotation, cellular component: Golgi apparatus. NCBI's taxonomy places the organism in Eukaryota, Metazoa, Arthropoda, Insecta, Diptera, Culicidae. Gene Ontology annotation, biological process: signal transduction. The transcript is spliced from 3 exons. The record is from RefSeq and is a predicted model, not a curated record. The coding region runs from base 1 to 675 and encodes 224 amino acids.